AUGCCCGAAUACAAAGCCUACCAAACCGGCACUCCCAACACCAAAGACUUCCGCACCUAUCUCAGCCGCGACAACGAGCUCUGCUCCCCCUGGCACGACGUACCUCUCUUCGUAGACGACAAGCGACAAGUCGUCAAUGCAGUGAUUGAGGUUCCGAGAUGGAGUAAUGUUAAAAUGGAGCAAGACGAGAUCUGCAAAGAUGAAUUCCUCACGCCUCUUUCGCAGGUCAUGAAGGAUGACAAGACGCCGAGAUAUGUCCCGAAUAUUUUCCCUCAUAGGGGGUAUCCGUGGAAUUAUGGGACGCUGCCCCAGACCUACGAAGACCCCACCCUCCACGACACACACACCAACCUCCCCGGCCACGGCAACGGCGUCAACAUGUGCGAACUCAGCGGCGAACUCGCCCACCCGGGCCAAGUAAAGCGAGUCAAAGUCCUCGGCGCCUUCGCCGUGAUCGAAGCAGGUAGGACAGAUUGGAAGAUUGUCGUUGUGGACGUGGCGAACCCACUUGCGAGAGAGCUGAGCGAUAUUGGCGACGUUGAGCCCGUGAUGCCGGGGUAUUUGGGGACGAUGACGGAGUGGUUUCGCAUCUGGAGGACGGCGGAUGAGGGCGAUAAUGGGGUUAAUUUUGUGGCGUUUAAUGGGGAAGUGAGGGAUCGGCGGUUUGCUUUGAUGCUGCUUGAACGAUGCCAUGCGAGUUGGAAGAAACUUAUGACGGAACCAACCAUGCAGGCCAAACUAUCCAUGAAGGACGUCCCUAUUGGAGAUCUGAAUCUGGUAGACCAAAUAAAGCAGCUAAAACAAGGCGAGGGGGAAAAGAUCGACCAGAGAGCAGUAGAAAGAUUCCAUUUCCUCGCAGCCAACUGGCCUCUUGCGGCUUCAUGUCCAGGCUUAAUGGACAUAUCUAAUUCUCAGUAA
This is a messenger RNA of Aspergillus wentii DTO 134E9, 918 nucleotides long. Its product is annotated as putative inorganic diphosphatase. The record is from RefSeq and is a predicted model, not a curated record. NCBI's taxonomy places the organism in Eukaryota, Fungi, Ascomycota, Eurotiomycetes, Eurotiales, Aspergillaceae. The transcript has 5 exons. Gene Ontology annotation, biological process: phosphate-containing compound metabolic process. Gene Ontology annotation, cellular component: nucleus; cytoplasm. Gene Ontology annotation, molecular function: inorganic diphosphate phosphatase activity; magnesium ion binding. The coding region runs from base 1 to 918 and encodes 305 amino acids.